Eimeria maxima is the source of this 3234-nucleotide messenger RNA. RefSeq lists its product as hypothetical. The transcript is spliced from 9 exons. Gene Ontology annotation, molecular function: protein binding. The coding region runs from base 1 to 3234 and encodes 1077 amino acids. Lineage: Eukaryota; Apicomplexa; Conoidasida; Eucoccidiorida; Eimeriidae. The record is from RefSeq and is a predicted model, not a curated record.
AUGCAACAGCAGGGGAAGCAGCAAAAGCAAGAGAAUGGAGAGGGCGACUGCAUGGAUGUUAGCAGCACGGGUUCGGAUGGUGACGGACUGGAGACCCUUUGCGCCCCCGGGUUCAUUUCAAAACAUGAUGUUGGGACGCCCCGACCAGAAUGUUCUGCUGCAGGAGCGGCAGAAGGAGGUGCAGCUCCAGGUAAGGAAACUUCCCCCCCGGGGUUCCACCCAUACGGCGGAGCAGCGCCAGGGAUCCUCACCUUCCAGCUGCUAGGAGAUAGAGGAAACAACAAAGUAGCGAAGCACAUCCCGAAACCUCCUCAACUGCACCACCCUAGGCCACGUAUAGGUCAUACGAUCAGCCCAUUUAACCUUCCGACGAGGGGCUCGCACCAACAGCCGCAACACCAGCAAAAACAGCAGCGGAAAACAUCUUGCAUUCGGGGGCACGUCGAGGAGCAAAGCCAGCAGCAAAAUAUCACGGCGCAUCCACCGUUGGCAUUCCAUAGUAGUAGUGGCGUCGGCAGCGGCCCAGGUUUUAACAGAAGGAGCACCAACAGGUGCAGUGCAGAGAAAUGUUGGGCGCAGUGCCUUGUCAGGCCGGUAAUGAUUGGUGGCACAUGUGCCACAGCUGCUGCUGCUGCUGCAGGAGCAGCACCCAACGAACUCUUGCACAGAAUUAUAGAGAGGACACGUGAGAUAGCAGGGGACGCAUUUUUGGGAUUCACUGCAGCAGAAGCCGCUGCUUCUCUGCGGCAGACACCUUUUCCGGUGUUGCAGCAAGCAGCGGCAGAAGCAGCGGCGCGAAGACCGCAGCCGCACACUUUGCUGCCCCAGAGAUCUUCGCCACCGUCACCAACAGCGAAAAAGGAACGGGAAGUUGUAGCAUCAGCAGCACCGGCCUUUCUCGAGAGAGAAUGGCUGGAAUGUUAUAUAUCUCUUCUGUGUAGUGCUGGAAGCGAUUGCUGGCUGUGGUGGCGCUUGCACCUAGCGGAGGCCUCUGGAGAUCUCGGUAUUUCUAGUACUGAAGCCGCUGCUACAUGCGUAGCGACGCCAGAACAACGCGUACAUCACGCUGCCGCUUCCGUGUCUGCCGAGAGGCAGUGUUCAGCUGUUGCUGUCUUUGGUGGUCGAAAGGCGGACGGCGGUUUGGCGGACAAUGAAUUGUAUCUGUUGGAGGUAACGCCACUGCUCUCCCUAGACUUGCCGUUGUACAUAUUGGGAGAUUUGCUGUCUCUAGCACAUUCUCAGCCCGCACAAGGAGCAUCAACGGCAGCCGCUUUAGCCGCUGCAGAUGCAGAAAUCGCGGCAGCUGUGGCACGCGCUGCCUCCGGUGACGUGAGGAGUCAGAUAGACCAAUCUCACCAGGAUGCAGCAGCACCACAUGCCGCUUGGAGGAACAGCAGCAGAAGCAGCAGCAGUAGCAGCCCGCCCAUGCUGAGAUGGCGCGUACCCCUAUGUAUUGGUUCAAAGCCUCCACCUCGGCUUGGUCAUUCUCUAGUGUAUGCGGAGCCCCACCUGAUCCUCUACGGCGGCAAAGAUGAACGGGGCCGGCUGCUGAACGACGUAUGGCUGCUGGAUAUAUUUGAUUGGAAAGAAGUGACUGGACCUACAUCCGCAGGAGCACGAGCAGCAGUGGGGACCGUUUCUGAUGACGUGGGUGCAGUGCCGGCGUCCGGCGAGGGUGAUUGCGGGCGGGUGGACCUCGGUGGUACUGCCCCGCUCUCGGCUUUACGCACUUCACAGAAAUGCGAAGGGAAGCUGGAGACAUGUGCGUCAGGCUGGCAGCAGCAGAAGUGGGAGCUACAGGUGCAGCAGCACCCAGUAGUAGUACUGCGUGCAACGGCGAAAGUAGUAGCCAAUGAAGCUACAGAUGCAUCACUUGAAAGGGGAGACAGCAGCAACAAUAGCUUUUGCACUAUCAGCAGAAUUACCCGGCAUAGUAGCUUCGCUGUUAACUACGUGGAUGUCAGGAGCAGUACGCUUGUGUCAUUGCAGGGUAUCCUCCCCGUCCGAGUUACGAACUCAGCAGAUAGACGAUUUAUGCAUGCGUCGGUUUGCGCAGGUUCUUCAUUGCUGUUGUUAGGCGGCCUCCAGAUCCGCCCUGGAGCACCACCGUGCGCCGUCGCAUGCCCAGUCAUCUCGCAUGACGCUCGAAGCCACCGGAGUGUUUCUUUCCCCCAUGCGCCCAUAUCUGCUCUAGUAGGCCACCAGGCGUGGCAGGUCGGCGGACAAUUGUUUUCCUUUGGAGGCCUCGAAGUUAACGAAGGUGAUAGUGAGCCCCUUAGCCCUGUUCCCGUAAGCGGCGUCGUCGUUUUUGAUGCAUGCGAGCUGCUCUCGUCCGCUGCUGCUGAGCCGCUGUUGGCAACUAGGUACCAGACGCAGUUGCAGCUACAGCUGCGUGCUGCACCGGGGACAGUAUUUCGCCCAGGCUUACAUAAUCAUGCAGCAGCAGGAAAUAACCAGUGCUUUGGGGAAGAAAACAUUAGAAGAAGCACGGGCAGCAGCAGUCUGGAACAGGGAAAUAUGGAAGAGCAGGAGCCAGCUAGUAAUGUUUCCUACAGCAGGGUGCUGCAUCAGGAGACAGUUCAUAUAGGCAAUGCACCAAAAGACUUGCCAGUGGAUGCGCCAGUUGCCGCAUCAACACGGGAAGCGGUUACGAUCCCACAAUCUGCAGGUAGUAGCACCGCACCCUACUCUGCGCGAGGACGCGCACCACUGGAUGCUUGCAGUGAGAGCAAGAGGCCGUGCUCUAGGCCGCGGAGCUUCGACUCCUCUUCUUUUUCGAAACAAGGGACCGCGUCGGAAGCAACAACAGGAGCAGCAGAUCCUCCUGCCCCUGCUCGUUCACUGGCUGGUGCUGCAGCGGCGAUUGACAUCGGCCAGACUUGUGUAGCAACCACCGGCAAACAACUGCAGGGGCAAGGACGUGGAGGAGGGGAGGGAGGUUCGGAAGCUUUCCAUCCACCCACUGGCGAUAGGGCAGCACCUACCCUUGCUGUUGUAACAGCCGUUACAGCUGUUUCUGCUGCUUCGACGGACUUGUGCCAGUCGCUGGGUGCGAACGCCUGCACCCCCCGGCGUAGUCGGCGGAUGGCAGCUUUACAGGCCCUGGAGUCUUUUAAGCAACUCCCCGAUACCUUGACCUCCGCUUCCGCUGGGGCUCCUGGAGCGGCGUUGGCGGCACCGACCCCAACACCAGCAGCUGCAGUAGGAAUGCGGUCGGGUGCAGAAGGCAUUUAG